UCUGUAGAGGAGGCCUUGUAGUCUUCUUACUCAGGAGGAUACAGACAGAUCAACAGUGACUCCAGAUUAACCCACUUUCUCACUGUCCCUCAGAUGAUAUAGGCCAGUCUGCAUCUGUCUCCACAAUGGUUGUUCCUGAAUCCCAGGAAAAAAUGUACUACCCUCCUGAUGACCUGAAGAGGGAUGCUCAUGUACCGGAUUUUAACUCCUAUCUGGCCCUGUACAGGAAGUCUCUUGAGAAUCCAGAAGCUUUCUGGAAAGAGAUUGCAGAUGAGUUCUUUUGGAAGAAGCCAGCAACGGGACCAUUGCUGCAGUACAACUUUGAUGUGACUAAAGGGAACAUUUAUGUCAAAUGCAUGGAAGGGGCCAAAACCAACAUGUGCUAUAAUGUCCUGGACAGGCUUGUGAAGGAGAAGAACUUUGGUGAAAAGGUUGCCUAUUACUGGGAAGGAAACUCAACUGACCACCACAUGGCCAUCACCUACAGCCAGCUGCUGAGCCAGGUCUGCCGCUGUGCUAAUGUUCUCAAGAAAAUGGGUGUAAAAAAGGGAGACAGGGUUUCCAUCUACCUUCCCAUGAUCCCCGAGCUCGUCUACACCAUGUUGGCCUGUGCAAGGAUAGGAGCUGUUCACUCCAUAGUGUUUGCAGGAUUCUCCUCUGAGUCUCUGUGUGAGAGGAUCAUCGAUGCUUCCAGCAGCGUGCUGGUGACGGCAGAUGGUGUUUACAGAGGAGAGAAGCUGAUCAACCUGAAACAGAUUGCAGACGAGGCGCUGGAGAAGUGUCGGGAAAAAGGGUCAUCUUCUGUCACUAAAUGCCUCGUGAUCAAGCACCCGGCACUCAGGACAAAAAGUGGAGCUGCAUGCAACAAACUUCAGACUCCCUGGGACUCGGACUGUGACGUGUGGUGGGACGAGGCGAUGAGAGACUCUCCUGAAGAGUGUGAACCUGAGUGGCUCGAAGCUGAGGACCCGCUGUUUAUCCUCUACACCAGCGGCUCCACCGGCAAACCCAAGGUCAUCUACUAG
Messenger RNA from Notothenia coriiceps (black rockcod), 1025 nucleotides. Its product is annotated as acetyl-coenzyme A synthetase, cytoplasmic-like. The transcript is spliced from 9 exons. The record is from RefSeq and is a predicted model, not a curated record. Gene Ontology annotation, molecular function: acetyl-CoA synthetase activity. Lineage: Eukaryota; Metazoa; Chordata; Actinopteri; Perciformes; Nototheniidae. Gene Ontology annotation, biological process: acetyl-CoA biosynthetic process. Bases 126 to 1025 code for a protein of 299 amino acids.